AACACAGGCACACACAACCGGAGAUAGAUAGGAGCCGAGAAGACCUCUCGAUGCAUUGCGUCACGCGGAGCGCCAUCCUAUAGGCUGUAGCAGCGGUGGUCCCCGUGCCUCCUCUCCUCCGUCAGAGGAUUCGCGAGUCGUUGCUCCGACCUAUUGCGAUGAACCACUUCCAACGUCAUGUUCAGAGCGAUGACACACAAAGUGUAGUGGGCUACGGUACUGUGUAUUGCGCUCUACGGCAACGCCGCGCCGAGGCUCGGAUCAGGAAGUGAAUUUCAAGAAAACAGAAAAUCAGGAGGUAGAAUGACAUAGGGGAGAGGUGGAAUAGAUCAAGCUAGAAGGCACAAACCAACAGACGGAGGGAUCGACCCAAUCCUGGAUCCUCUUUUCGGUUAUUCGGGGACGUAUUGGACGGCAACAUGCUUAUAAAGGAAUUCCGAGUAAUCCUGCCUAUCUCUGUCGAGGAGUACCAGGUGGGCCAGCUGUACUCGGUGGCCGAGGCCAGUAAGAAUGAGACGGGUGGAGGGGAGGGGGUGGAGGUCCUGAAGAAUGAACCCUACGAAAAGGACGGAGAGAAGGGACAGUACACGCACAAAAUCUAUCACUUGCAGAGUAAAGUGCCCUCGUUUGUCCGAAUGCUGGCCCCAGCAUCAGCUCUGAAUAUCCAUGAGAAAGCCUGGAAUGCCUACCCAUACUGCCGUACAGUUAUCACUAACGAGUACAUGAAAGAUAACUUCCUGAUCAAGAUCGAAACGUGGCACAAACCGGACAUGGGCCAUCAGGAAAAUGUGCACGCUCUUGAUGCUGAUACCUGGAAAAAGGUGGAUGUUGUGUACAUCGACAUCGCAGACAGGACCCAAGUAGAGCCCAAGGACUACAAGCCAGAGGAGGACCCCUCCAAGUACAAAUCAGUGAAGACCAGCAGGGGGCCACUGGGGCCUGACUGGAAGAAAGAGCUUCCCAAAAAGACAGACUGCCCACACAUGUGUGCCUAUAAACUGGUCACAGUCAAGUUCAAGUGGUGGGGUCUGCAGAAUAAGGUGGAGAACUUCAUCCAAAAGCAAGAGAAGCGUUUGUUCACUAAUUUCCACCGCCAGCUGUUCUGCUGGAUCGACCGGUGGAUUGAACUCAAUAUGGAGGACAUCCGUCGCAUGGAGGAGGAGACACGCAAAGAACUAGACGAGAUGAGAGUGAAGGAUCCAGUGAAGGGCAUGGUGGCUCUAGAAGAUUGAGUGUGUGAAGGACUGUGACUGCUGUGUUUUCUCAGAACAGACCGGUAAUCCCAGACACCAGUGGAUUCACAUUCCCCUCCCGCUCCAACUUACCCCAGAUCUGUCCCGACCAAUGAGAUGACCCCAGAUCGGUCACCACCGAUGAGAUGACCCAAGAUCUGUCUCAAUUUGUCCUGACCAAUAAGCUGAGCCCAGAUCUCUCCCGACGAAUCCACCGCUCCGAUCCAAUCGUACAGUACGGAUGUUCAGAGACCCGGGUAAAACCGGAAUAUACCUGCUCCCCACUGCCCCCCUUCACACCCGCACACACAUACACACACAUUAACCCACACUCUUACACUCCCAAACACACACACACACACAUACACACACAUAUACACACAUUAUCGUACACACAAUAUUGCACACACACACGGACGCACACUCACAAACACACACACACACACAUCCUUUGCCAGCCCUGCCAUCCAGGAUAAUUCAGUAGCAACACACUCAUAGUCCCUGUAAGAUGUCAAUCAUCCCUCUCUCUCUGUCUCUCUCUUAAGUCCUCUCUCCAAACCUCCCCCCUCCCUCUAGCCCUCUAUCCAAACCAUUCUUAAGAACAGAGAAUAGUAAAAAAGUGUCUCGGAAAUUUGGGAUUAGUUUCUAUCUAAAAUAUUUCAAUAUCGCACAGGUGUGUGUAGUGGGAAACUGAGUCAUCGUGUUGAGAUACACAUACAGGGUUUUUAAAAGAUGAUUUUGUCUGUACGUUUUUCUGUUGACGUUUGAUUUGGUUCUAAGCUGUUUCAGCCUUUCUUUGUGUUCUGACUUGUUUUGUUUCUUUGUUUGUUUCUUGAUUUUUCAUAAAUCCUGUUACAAUUCCUGUUCUCCUCAACUUGCUAUGUGUGGGAUUUCAUUUUUUUUUUUAUUUGCUCAAAUGAAGAUUUACUUUUACAAAUGAAGAUUGUACAUUUGAGAUAGAUUUAUCGAUUGAUUGAUUGAUUGAUUGAUUGAUUGAUUGAUUGAUUGAUUGAUUGAUUGAUUGAUUGAUUGAUUGAUUGAUUGAUGGAUUGACCAAUCAGAGAAUAUCCUAGUUUGACGAGUACAUUUUCAUUGGCUAAGAAGUUUUUCCGGGUAAAGAGUUGAGGCCGCAUGGUGCAGAUGCUUUGUGAACACACUGUAUGGACUACCUGGUGCAGUGUUCUUCUUGGUACAUAUUAUAGGUAACAGAGCAGAAACUCAACAUUACAACUGAACCUGGAUUCCCCUCUAGUAACCAUUAAAUGUCAAAGUGAAUUGUCAUUGUUUGCAGGUGGUGUAUUUGUAUUAUUAUAAUAAGAAACGUAUGUGUUUAUUUAAAGCUAGUGUGAGUGUGUGUGUGUGUGUGUGUGUGUGUGUGCAUGUAUGUGCGCGCGUCUACACGUGUGUCUGUGUGCGUGUGUGUGUGUGUGUGGUGUGUACGUCUCAGUGUGUAUGCAUCUGUGUGUCUGGUGGAAUAGAGAUUGUUCUUUUUGUUUGUUAAACAAUAGACCAUUUGAAAUUAAUUAAGUAUGCAGGAAAAAAAUCCAAAUCCAUAAAAAAAACGAUGGUACCCACAAUUUAUUGUGACUAGAUUAUCAUAUUUACAAUUAAAUGUUAAAUUACAAAUUACAAAAUUGCUUUCUCCUUUUAUGAAAACAUACGGAGCAUAACGGACUCACUUAUCACUCAGAUUGAGAUAAAAGGUGUCGGCCAUCUUGCAUUGUGGUAUAUGGGGGCAUAUUGACACGCUUUAUAAAUAACAUGCCCUCCCUCCACCUACUCAUCAUCACUGGAUGAACAUUCUCGUCCAACUAUAGCAAUAAUCAGCACGUCCUUUCCGUUAUUUCUGUAAAUACGCUGAGCUUCUUCACUCUUCUUCCUCCUUGAUUCAAUUUGUAAAGUAAAAAAUAGAGGAUCUAUAGGUUCCGGAGAAUAUUUCCAAGUAUCAAUAAUCAGCUACGGCUCUAUGAUCAAUACAUGGAGGUAUGGCAGGCGGUAUCUCCUGUCGAGAGUUGGACUGAGCUGUUUGUCAUGUUGGUGUGUGGUGUGUCAGCUUAUGCAUGAAUGUACAGGUGUGUGGUAGUACCGUGUUGAGGGUUUGAUGAUCAGACGAUGCCUAACUAUUAUGAAGGAGAACCACAGCUGUUUGAACGCUGUGGGCGUUAGCCACACAGGCUGACGAGGCUCACACAAUCGAUCACUCUCCCCAUGUUAUGUUAACAAAUUGGUUACCUUUUGAGAGAGAGAGCGCUACAUUUUAUUGAUAAGGUUUUGUGAUCAGGUGUUGGUGGGGCUGAGUUCAUCGGGGAGAGCAAUGCAUCAUGGGCGAUAUCCCAGGUCCCUGUAGAUGCCUCUGAUUGGGGGAGUGUGUUGUUCUAGUAACCAUGAGAUCUACUAUUCCAGCCGUCCCUCUUACUCAAUCUUCAUCGUUUCAGGCCACUGCUUUUAGCUAUUUGAACUCCUUCCAUGGGAUAGUUAUAGGCUGACUUACUAUCACUUGCUUUUUCUAUCAUUCUUAUUUUUUUCAUCCAACCAAUCACGUUGGAGACCGGUGUUAUCAUGUUUAUAACCCUCCAACCCCCAAAACCCAACAACCCACCAUCUGAUCUUCACCUCUUUAUCCAGCCGUCUCUCUCU
Gadus chalcogrammus (walleye pollock) is the source of this 3869-nucleotide messenger RNA. It is a transcript of the gene pitpnab, whose product is annotated as phosphatidylinositol transfer protein, alpha b. Bases 420 to 1232 code for a protein of 270 amino acids. Gene Ontology annotation, biological process: phospholipid transport. Gene Ontology annotation, molecular function: phosphatidylinositol binding; phosphatidylcholine binding; phosphatidylcholine intramembrane carrier activity. NCBI's taxonomy places the organism in Eukaryota, Metazoa, Chordata, Actinopteri, Gadiformes, Gadidae. The transcript has 12 exons. Gene Ontology annotation, cellular component: cytoplasm. The record is from RefSeq and is a predicted model, not a curated record.